AUGAAGAGGAGCGCUCCAACAUUCUAUUGGACUGCGUCUAACAAACAGACUCUUCCAUGGGGUGAUGGCCGAAGUCAACCUACGCACAAAAUCCUCGGUCGUGCGCUUCCAUCAUCAGUAUAUAUAAGCGGGGUCAAUCGGUCUAAUGUUGUCUCUUCUGAUUAUGAUCUACCUCCCCCCACUCGCUGCGCUCUGAAUGCUAGAGGCAUCCACGUAGACAACCACUUCAUGUCGGUCGAUCCAGGGACUCAUGGCGCAGUUCUACUAGGGGUACUUUUCGCGUCGCUACUAUCUGGUGUCUUCGCGGUGCAAUGUCUGAUAUAUUUCAAGCUAUAUCCCAAUGACAGAACGGCCAUGAAAGUCUUGGUUGCGUUUGUAUGGUUCCUUGAAGUCGUUCAUACCGCUUUGAUAUGGAUGGCAAUGUGGAAUUAUUUCGUCCUGAAGUUCGGAGAGCCGGGAUAUAUAGACUUCAUUCCCCCGAGUAUAGCUCUCAGCGUCGUUCUCACUGCGGGAUUAACCUUCCUAACACACUGUUUACUCGCUCAUCGGAUCUAUCACUUAAGCCGCAGAAAAUUAUAUCUGACGUUACUAGUUGUUAUUCUCGCCUUCGCGAGGCUUGCCGCGGCGUCUGUUUCAGGGGGCGAAAUGAUUCACCUUCAUAGCUAUCGGCUUUUCAGACGGCGUUAUCAGUGGCUUUUUUCCGUUGGGCUGAGCCUAUCUUCUGCCGUGGAUAUUCUAGUCAGUCUCUCUCUGUUCUUCCUCUUAAGGAGGUCUCGCCAACAGAGUAUAUUGCUUCAUCGUAUCAUAGAUUCGCUUAUACUGUACACUUUUGAGAUCGGUUCUUUGACAAGUAUUGCGACUGUGGCAUCCCUAUUAUGUUGGGUGCUGCUCGACGACAGUCUCGUUUUUCUCGGACUGCACUUCGUUAUCGGAAAACUAUACGCUAAUUCCCUGCUGGCCACGCUCAAUGCCCGACAACACCUGCGUCGGGUCCAUACAUCAGCAAUGAAUUUAAUGAAUCUUGACGUUCGACAGGAAAGCAUUGAUAGCCUUAGAGUACAGACUACGGAAAGCCAGAGUGAGAUGCACUUUCCCCCCUUGGCACAGAUAUUAGCGUCAGAACAAGGGAAGCCUGAAGACAGCCGAACUGUGUAG
Molecule: messenger RNA, 1155 nt
Organism: Cyclocybe aegerita
Lineage: Eukaryota; Fungi; Basidiomycota; Agaricomycetes; Agaricales; Hemipholiotaceae
Source: the annotation of a GenBank genome assembly